AUCACCCUCACUGGAGGUCCUGCGUCCACGAAAUCCCUUCCCCCCCGGGACGCCCCCACCACGACCGAGUAUAUCAUUCAACCGUGUUUAGAGCUCUCGAGUUAGCAGCGAGUUUAUUCUUGAAACUGCUGUAAAGGAAACCACCUAUACGAAAGUAGUUCAGGAGAACACCAGUAGUUGAUCUGCUCUUCCAUUCUGCAUUGACAUCAUUCUGUGCCUUUUGUCGUGAGCCUUUACUUUAUUGUCCAAAUGGAGUAUGCCUGGUACUGGCAGGAUGAACAUGGAGAGUGGAUUGAAUAUGGGCAACCGAAAUCGAAUCAUAGCGCUGCCACAAUAACUUCUGAGGAACUCGAAGAGGCCUUCCUAAAUAAUCAGAAAAAAAUGGUAUUAUUUAAAGCCGGUUCUCAGUAUUACGAAUUAAACUUUCAAGAUAUGUUCCAGAGAAAUCUGCAUUAUCAAACUCAAAGAAAAGUCUGCAGGUGGCCAAAGUUUGUGUCAUCUGGACAUAGCAACAAAGGAUGGAGAAGGCAAUCAAGGACUGCAGCUCCAGGUUGCCCGUUUCCUCCAGACUGGGACCUCUCAGCUCUGCCUGACGUAGGAUACAAGCUGGUAGAUGUCAGUAGUACUGCGAGUGAAUACAUGCGAAUCAAGGACCUAUUUGAGAAGACAAUGCAAUGUUAUUAUAUCCACAAACUGCAGAGGAUUCAGAACCCAUCACUGUGGCAAGUUUUCCAGUGGCAAAAGGAGCAGAUGAAGAAGAUCAACAGACAGGAGGAUGUAGAUGAGAGGCUCUUGUUCCAUGGAACAAAUACUUCCCAUUUGCAUGCAAUUUGUGAGCAGAACUUUGACUGGAGAAUCUGUGGGGCUCAUGGAACAGCCUAUGGAAAAGGAAGCUACUUUGCCAAAGAUGCUCAUUAUUCCCAUGGAUAUUGCGACCCAAACAGUAGCCACAAGACCAUGUUUGUAGCUCAAGUGCUAGUGGGAGACUUUGUUCAAGGAAGUACAGAGUACCUGCGGCCUCCUUCCAAGCCAAACAAACCAAACCACUUUUAUAACAGCUGUGUUGACAAUUCAGAGUGUCCCUCGGUUUUUGUCAUUUUUGAGAAGCAUCAGAUUUAUCCAGCCUAUAUAAUAGAAUAUGUUGAAAGGAGCAGUUGUGUGAUCUUGUAAGGGACAGCAGUGGUUUAUCUAAAUGGCAACACUGACAUGAUUUUACACGUUUCACAUUUUUAAGAAUAUAGACUAUAUUUUAGUAGAUUGUUGUGACAGACUCUUUUUUUGGAUGUUUAAAAAAAAACUUGAUUUGCAACCAAAUGGAAGCAGCCAACCUCAAAAGAGUGAAGUCUUGGUAUGUGGCUAAUUACACAUGACUAAUACAGCACCGGCUCUCAGCUAUGUUGGUGGGUUAGAGAGAGAUGUAGGUGACGAAUGCAGGGGAGAGCACGUGCCCCACUGUCGUGCAACUGAGUAUCACAAACUGGAAAAGACUCCUAACAUGCAGCAGAGAUGAUGCUAGUCUUUCCUGCCUCCAGAAAAAGACUAGCACCUACACUUGUUAUACAUCGAGCCACAGCCAUUGGUGCAUAUGUAGGUCUGCUCAAAGGAGAAACAAAACAUGCAUUAACUUCUUACUUCAUUGAAGUUCUAUAUUGGGAAGUUUUUACCAUGUGUUUUUUCUUCUCACCCUUGCUGUUCUAGUUAGGUCAGGAUUCCUCCCAUAAGAAGAAACAUGCACCAUCCAUAGGCCAAUUUCCAGGACAUCUGAGUCCUAAAAACAGAUUAGAAUAACAGACGACAGCACUAUUCUGUCCCAGAAGACUGGAAGAUUUGUUGGUGUUUCCUUGAACUGAGGCAAGUGGUGGCAUCUGCGACUGUGUCAGGAGCAGAUGUCAGAUUUGUGACAUUGUUCACAUCCCAGGGAUGGCCAGAAGCUGAACCACUGUUUCCUUGAAAUCUUUACUCCAAUUCAUUUCUACCAUUGACAGAGACUGUCCUUUUUAAGAACACUAUCCACUCUUUUGAAUGGAAAAGCCAAGUUGUUCUAUAACAACUAACAAUGUAGCUGGCACAAUUACUUUUUCUAUUGAUCGAGGAGAAUCCUUAGAAAGGAUUCGAGCCUGAGACCAAAAGGAUUCAUGACUUCAUGGCCUGUUUCAAUAUUCAGUGCUCAAAAGCUUAAUUUGGAAUAGCACCAAAGAUUGGAUUCGGUAACAUAAUUCCAAUUAUAUCCUUUAUACUAUAAUUUUUUGUUCUUGGUUUGAGAAGACCAAAGAACUGUAGUUUGGUUUAGUCUGUUUUUUAAAAUUUUUUCCUUUUUAUUUUAUUUUUUUUUCUUCUUCUAAUCCUUGCCCUACCCCUUUUUUAUCUUCUCCUCUUUUUUUAUCUUUUAACUUUCAUAACAGAAUAACAGACAACUGCUUUUUGGUUUGACAUGGAGGCCAGGAUGGUUCCCUCCCUCAUCCUUCCAAUCAUUUCAUUUUAGGUUAGAAGGACCACAAAUAUUUAAGUUGGAAACCCAAUGACUCCUAAUCAUAAUUGCAUGCAAUAAAACACCACUAAGAUGGUAAAGCCAAGUCCUUGAAAACCAGGAGAAGUCAAAAUUACUGGUUACAUAGACAACUUGGCCAAAUUUUGGGCAGUUCCAUAGUCCAUCCCUGCUGUUGAACUGAAAAUGUAUGCAAAGUAGUAAGCAAUUUGCAUGCAUAUUUUAAACAGCUGCAUGAAAUUUGGCAGCUAUGAACAGGGAGAAUAUUUACUCUGUAUAUAAGAGGCAAUAGACAAAUUAGGGAAAUUUUCUUUUUUUUAAUUUAUAAAAUCUACUGCUAAACUUGCUUAUUGCAGAGGGCUUUUUAAAAUAAACAAAUAUCAAGUUAUAAAACCAAAUGUGACCCUCACGAACUAGUCAGUUUACUCUUUAAAACUACUAUAAUGGGAGAUGACUGCAUGUAUGGUUUGUCCAGUCUUCAUCCUCUUCCCUCCCAGAACAGAUUUACAAUUCCCAGCAAGUACAGUUGUUGUGUUGAGUGGAACUACUCAUGAGCAGGGAUCCUGGUUUUCUCUGACUUAAAGAAUACCCAAUUUUUUAUUUUAUUUGUUUAUUUUUUUUAACUGAAAAGUAACCCCAACCCCACACUUUUCUUUGAUGUAAAUGAAACAACACUGAUCUAUACCAGGAUCCCUGCUCAUGAGUAAUUACUUGCAUAAGGGUCCAAUCCUGGAAAUCUUUGGUUUCUGAUCUGGCAAACAUGCAUGCUCUUGCUUAACUGUACAACUAGGAGCAGCCCUAGUAAAAUCAAUGGGUGCACCCCCACAUGCAAGCACAUGCGCUCGCAGCAGCUCAAAUAGAAGUGGUGCAAAUUUGAGCUGGGGCUUUCUGCCUCAGCGCACAGGCCCGGAUGUGCACUUUGUUGUGGAGCAAAUUGUGGCACUUGGGGCAAAAUAACCCAGCCUGGCUUCUCCUGGAUCUGCACCUAGGGGGAGCUAGAGCCUGUGGUGGCCCCAGCAGUAUAAAAACAUUCCCUGGCCAGCAGCUUGGGACUACUUGUCCUCAGGAGUUUCUGAGGCCCAGUCACUCGGUGUCUGUGGACACUAGCCCCUUGUGUCAGCUAGACUGCUGAAGCACCAUCCCAAAUUCACUUUUUAAAAUACCCCCAAAUCUACAGUCUUCCACAAUUAGAACAAAAGGGUGGGGGGGAUUGAUCAG
Messenger RNA from Alligator sinensis (Chinese alligator), 3703 nucleotides. It is a transcript of the gene PARP12, whose product is annotated as poly(ADP-ribose) polymerase family member 12. Bases 250 to 1170 code for a protein of 306 amino acids. Lineage: Eukaryota; Metazoa; Chordata; Crocodylia; Alligatoridae. The record is from RefSeq and is a predicted model, not a curated record. The transcript is spliced from 8 exons. Gene Ontology annotation, molecular function: NAD+ poly-ADP-ribosyltransferase activity.